Phyllopteryx taeniolatus (common seadragon) is the source of this 9731-nucleotide messenger RNA. RefSeq names its product zinc finger protein 827 (gene znf827). The transcript is spliced from 14 exons. The coding region runs from base 489 to 4697 and encodes 1402 amino acids. Gene Ontology annotation, cellular component: nucleus. Gene Ontology annotation, biological process: regulation of gene expression. The record is from RefSeq and is a predicted model, not a curated record. Lineage: Eukaryota; Metazoa; Chordata; Actinopteri; Syngnathiformes; Syngnathidae.
ACCUAAACCACUCGCUGUGUGAGAGCGUGUGUGUGCGUGCGCGGGCAAGCGAGCCCGGCGUGCGCGCGCGCGUGUGUGCGUGCGCGCGCGCGCCCGUCUGCUCUGCUGUUGCUGCCCUUUGAUCCCCCGCAUUAGUGUUAGUUAGGGGGGCUCCGAGGCGCACAGCAGUCAAGACAGCCGAGCGAGCGAGCAGGCAAAGCGGCCCAGGCGGCGCCCCCUCCUCCGCGGGUCGGGCUCCCCUAUUUCCCCCCUCACGCUUCUUCUUUCUAUCUCUCGUCCCCCGCGACCGACGGUCCCACUCUGAACCGAGCGAAGCCAGCCAGGCGCAAGACCGAGCGAGGAGUAGCGGCUGCUGCCCGUCUUUCCUGCCCGCCUGCCGUCCGUCCCCUCCGGUCUCCUUCAAAUGGGAGCGAGCCUCUUUUUUUUUUUUCCGUCUCCCCGCGCCAGGACGAGAAUGUGAUUUAAAAACAAGCGUUUUGGGGGGGAAAAUGCCAAGGAGGAAGCAGGAGCAACCCAAGCGCCUGCCUUCACAUGUGGACAGCAAUGACGAAGGAGGGCCUGACGGCGGCACUGCGGAGGAGGAAGGCUGGUUCGGGAAUGCGUCCGACACGCGCUCAGAGUCUUCAUCCUACGGUGACACCCAGGAUGAGCUCUUUCUGCCGAGGGGCUCGUCCCCGGAUGCUAACCGCGAGAGCCCGACGGGCUGCCCCACGCCCGUCCACCGCACCUCCUUGGAACUCUUGGGACUGGGCGGUGGUGCCUUCUCACCGCAGGACACCGUCUCGUCGGUGGUGUCAUCGCUGUAUGGCGAGGCGGCGUCACGCGCACUUGGCAAGCCCCUCAGCAGCAACCUGCGCCGCCUCCUGGAGGCUGGAUCGCUGAAGCUAGACGCGGGGGACAUCCUGGGGCGGGCGUCACGUGGAAGCGAAUCCCCGCCAAUAGGCCUUGCAUCGCCCCUGACCCUCUCCCCAUCUUCACACCACGCUCAGCAGCUAAGUGCGCUCGCUCGCAAGCUGGCUAACAACAACAGUGGCUCUGCCUCGCCGGCAUCGUUGGGGCCCUCGCUCACCAACGUUAAACAAGAGCCUAUGGACCACUUCAACUCCCAGAGCAACGGCGGCAGCUUCGUAUGGGCGGGUGUCGCUGACAAGUGGCCGCCCACCGGCCACUCCACGCCCUGCGGGUCCAGCCUCUCUCCGGACUCUGCCAUCCAGAAGUUAAAAGCAGCGGCCAACGCGGUGCUUCAAGACAAGAACACUGUAUCCGUGGCCGCCGCCACCACCUCCUCCACCACCGCCUCGUCCGUUGUGCCGCCCCUCGGAGGGGCAGGCAGCCGGGGCGAUGAUGUGGUGCGCUUCGAUGCCUUUAACUCUCCGUUUAGCCCACAGUCGGCAAGCUCCACCUUGGCCGCGCUUUCCAAGAAAGUCAGCGAGCGGAGUCACGCUUCGUCAGUGCCUGGCGUGCCGGCCGACCAUCAGAACUCUGCAACGUCCUUCCUGUCGCUCGUGUCUAUGACCUCGUCGGCCGCCUUGCUCAAAGAGGUGGCGGCCAGGGCGGCGGGGAACUUGCUCACCGAGAAGAAGGAAGGUUCCCCCCAGUCGGGUGGGGGCGGCAGCAUCCUCCAAGAGGAUGUCAAGCCCCUGCUGGACAAGAACCACAAGCCCCCCACGCCGUCGACACCCACCCACGGCCUGGAGCUGUUGUUGCCCUCCACACCCAAAGGAAGAGGAAAACCAAACAGCCAAGCAGGCUCACCGGAGGAUGGCGGCAAACCGUUCCAGUGUCCUGUGUGCGGCCUGGUCAUCAAGCGCAAGAGCUACUGGAAGAGACAUAUGGUCAUCCACACGGGCUUGAAAAGCCACCAGUGUCCGCUGUGUCCUUUCCGUUGUGCCCGCAAAGACAAUCUCAAGUCCCACAUGAAGGUACAUCAGCACCAAGACCGGGGCGAGACCUUCCAGUGUGAACUCUGCCCAUUCACUUCCUCUCGUCACUUCAGCCUGAAGCUUCACAUGCGCUGCCACCAGCACUUUCCCCGUACCGAUGUCAAGGUGAAAGAGGAGCUCACGACCGACACUGAGGGCGAGGGCUCCCUGAUGGGCGACGCCAGCAGUACCGCCGACCCGAGGGGGACCCAGGUGUCUCCGUUGCACCCGGAUGCCCGGCUGCAGUCGUCCCCGCCAGGCGAGGCUUCCUCCAAUCACAUCCACAUCAAAGAGGAGCCCCUGGAGAGGGACCUAUCUGUGCUGUCCCCGUUUAGCAUCAGCAGGGAGCGACCCAAGAGUAGCGCCAAUUCCUUGGACCUGCCGGGCAUCGUUGCGGGUGUCGGGGUACGCUCCAGCCCCAGUGGUCCAACCACGGCCUCCCUCUUCAGCCCGGACAUCAAUACCAAGACGGCCACUGACCUGCUUAUGAAGCUAUCAGCCGCCAACCAGAGGGAGGCAUUGAAGUCGCCCUUCCACCUGAAGGAAGAACCCAAAACAGAGGAAGCCUUAAGUCCUAGACCGGCCUCCCAGUGUCAAAUCCAGCCGAGCUUCCCCGGGACAUUCUGCCAAGAUGGGAUAACGGGGUCCGCGGCAGCAGCUUCCGAACGCUCUGGGUCCCUUAAACCGAGGGAAGGGAGCCCCUCAGCUGCGAACAGCUUACUGAGUCAAGACAUCAACAUGAAAGUGGCCUCCGAGUUGCUGAUCAAGCUUUCAGAGAGCAACAAAGACGGCCACUUCCAGAAGGUGAAGGUAAAAGUGGAGCCCAUGGAGGUGGACCCGGCCCCCGCAGAAGUCUCACCACCCGUUCCCCCACCUGCUCCUCCUCCUCCUCACCUGCUGGCUUUCGGCACUUUAGGGGUGCGUGAGAAGACGGAGCCGGCACUGGAGCCCCUGGUGUGCCCUCAGAAGGACCUCUUCUCCCAGGACAUCUCGGUCAAAAUGGCCUCCGAGCUCCUCUUCAAAUUGUCAGAAAAAGUGAGCAAAGCCAACAACCACAAGGGCGGCCACAUGGUGGGAAUUAACAGUCCGUUCUUGGACGAGUGCUUUCGACAAUCAGCCUUCAACUCGCGCUCCAAAAGCUCCUCCCCCGCAGAGGCCAGCUCCUCCACCCGGGCACCUUUCCACGACUCUGAAAAGGACGAAUGUGAACCGGGCAAUGGGAUCUCCCAGUGGCGGCUAAACGAGCAGCUCUUCCCAUGUCCCGUCUGCGGGAAAGUGUUUGGGAGGCAACAGACACUAUCGCGACACCUGGCCCUACACACAGAGGAGAGGAAGUACAAGUGUCACCUGUGCCCCUAUGCCGCCAAGUGCAGGGCCAACCUCAAUCAGCACCUGACCAUCCACUCUGUUAAGCUGGUAAACACGGACGCCGAGCAGAUCGUCAGCGCCGUCGCCGCCGCCACCGACGCCGCCGAGCGCAAGAACUGCGCCUACUACUACAGCUGCCAUGUUUGCGGCUUCCAGACGGAGCUCAACGCCCAGUUCGUGGGCCACAUGUCGCUCCAUGUGGACAAGGAGCAGUGGAUGUUCUCGCUCUGCUGCAGCAUCUGCGACUUUGUGUGCAUGGAGGAGGGGGACAUGAAGAGCCAUAUGAGCACCGGACACGCAGGCCUGAACUCGAGGAGUCCCCUGAGUGAGACCAAGAGUACGUCGUCAUCCCUGUCGGCGCUCAGCGACUCGCUCAACAGCUCGGAGGGCGGCGACCUCACGCACACCAGCGGCGAAGAGCUCAAGAGUCUGCUGGCCCCGCCCUCCUCGGCCAGCAGCCAAUCCAGCUCCGGGAGCCGCUCGGGCUCAGGCACAGAGGAUAAAUCCGAUAAAGGCUUCGAGUGCGUGUUCUGCACGUUCGUGUGCAAGACGCGCAGCAUGUAUGAGCGCCACGUGCAGAUCCACCUGAUCGCGCGCAUGUUCGAGUGCGACGUGUGCCACAAGUUCCUGAAGACUCCAGAGCAGCUGCUGGAGCACAAGAAGUGUCACAGCAUCCCCACCGGAGGACUCAAGUGCCCCUUCUGUAUCUACUCCAGCAGUCGUCCGGCGGCCAUGGAGUGCCACCUGAAGACGCACCUCCAGACAGAGCACCGUUGCCGCAUCUGCCAGGGACUGUGGCCCGACCGCCCCUCCCUGGAGGCCCAUGCGCGCGCCCACCGCCUGGGCAACCACUACCGCUGCGAGCGCUGCGGCUACCUGUCCAAGACGGCCAACAAGCUCAUCGAGCACGUGCGCGUGCACACGGGAGAACGGCCGUUCCACUGCGACCGCUGCCCGUACCGCUGCAAGCGCAAGGACAACCUCAACCUGCACAAGAGGCUCAAGCACGCGCCGCCCACCCACCGGACCUCCCGGGCGGAGGCGGCAGAGGAGGGAGACUGCGGGACGGGACGGGAGACGCCGGUGGGACUCGGCGGUCUUUCCGCGUCCCGUGCGCUGCGCUCCGUCGCCUUGACCCGCACCCUGGGUGGCGGCCCUCGCCUGGCUCACCCCAACAGCCGGUCCUCAUCGGGCUGCGGUGACGACGUGGAUCCGUACAGAAACUGCGAGCGGGCGCACCUGAUCCCCCUCAGCACCUUGUUCACCCACAGUUUCACAUUCCACACCCCGCCCCGCCUACCGGCUGCCACCCACUCCACUGCCCACUCUGCCGCCCCCUCUCCCGCCUCCCACAAACACUCCUUCCUGGCUUACCUGGGACUCAGGGAGCGGGCCGAGACUGUUUGACUUGUUUUGUUUUUUAUCCCAAUCAGACCACCACAAACAUUUUUAAGAGCUGUACAUGCUAACAAAAACAAACAUUUAUAUCCAAAAGCUGCUUUUUUUCUUAUAAGUUGAUUGAAUUUUACGACAGCUACGUGGGACGAGCGCUUAGCCCCAGGAAGCUAACAGUUUUCUAGCUCGUUUUCAAGCUGCAUUAAGAUAGCAUGCCUCUUUCUGUGUUUCAAGCUAGCUUAGGAAGCUAACAUGGAGUUUCUGGUCUGGUUUUUCGGCGGUGCGAUACAGACUGAACCCAUGAAACGGACAAAGGCUCGUUUCCAAAGCAGACGCCUCAAACUACGCACUUAUUUAUCAAUUUUGUACAUAGUUUUGUAGCCCCUGCCCGUCUUUUUUUAAUUUUUGUCGUUUUAUUUUGUAUGAUGGUCAAACCAUGUUAUGCUUAGCUGCUGCCUGGCGUCACCUCUUUUUUUUUUCCUGCUAAGCUAUGAGAAUCAAAUCUAAAAUUUGACAAACAUCCCAAUUGAAGAUAAUUUUUGCACUCACCCAAUCCCCAAUGACAAAAUUAUAUACAGUAUACCAUGCUAACAGGUUAGCGGAGGUGACCGGCUGGAGUUCGGUCGGUUGCCGCAGGGCCGAUUCAAAUGGUGCUUUUUGGAGCUUUUGUAAUUUUUGUGUACAAAAAAAGAAGCUAAAUAACUAGAAAAACUGUUCCAAAAUGACUUGAAUGAAUGUAUUUUUGUUGAUGUAAAAAUAAUAAUAAUAAUAAUAAUAAUAAUAAGCGUGAACAGGGACAUCUUAUGUGCUGGUAAAAAGACACUUACUUUACUUUUUUUUUUUUAAAGAGUCUUUGAUAUCAUAAAAUGUGUUUUUACUUACAUGUAUAGACCAUCCUUUGGCUUCCACUAGAAACAAUAACUACGGGAUGGGCAUUUGACUUUUUUUUUUUUUAAAGUGUGUGUUCUGAACUCCUGUUUCCGUGCCAGAAUAAUCGCCGACGUAGGCGUGACCUGACGUCAUAGUCAACUAGUGCAGUGGUCCACAACCACCGGGCCACGGACUGGCCAUUUAGUGCCGGGCCGCACUCCCCCGCCCCAACCCUGAUAGAUGAUUAGCUUCCAAAAGUCAAUCAGCACCCCCCACUCCCUUGUCGACAAAAGGUUGCCUGUCCUCGAAACAUGUACGAGCAUGAACUGGUCCACUGCCGAACAAAGGUUGGGGACCAUUGAACUAGUGCACUCCAUUUUGCCUCCUCAACAAUCAAGUACAGGGAUCCUAGCUUUACGACGGAGUUUAUAUUUGUACGCAAGAGGUAAAGCUAUGUUAUGCUAACGUAGUAGUAGUAGUAUUUAUCCAUUUUAUUCCCCUUAUCCGGGGAUGGGUCACAGAGUUAGCUUUAGCAGGAAAGCCCAGACUUCCCUCUCCCCAGCCACUUCAUCCAACUCUUCCGGGGGGAUCCCAAGGUGUUCCCAGGCCAACCGGGAGACAGUCUCUCCUGCGUGUCCUGGGUUGUCCCCGGGGCCUCCUCCUGGGGGGGAUGUGCCAGGAACACCUCACCAAGGAGGCAUCCCAGCAGGCAUCCUAACAAGAUGCCCGAGCCACCUCGUCUGGUUCCUCUCAAUGUAGAGGAGCAGCGGCUCGACUCUGAGUCCCUCCCGGAUAACCGAGCUUCUCACCCUAUCUCUAAGGGAGAGCCCGGACAGCCUGUAGAGGAAACUAAUUUCAGCCACCUGUAUCCGCAAUCGUGUUCUUUUGGUCAUGAUCCACAGCUCGUGGCCAUUUACCGGUCGGAAGGUAGAUCGACCGGUAAAUCUUUUUCACCACGGCAGACCGAUACAGAGUCCGCAUCACUGCAGACACUUCACGGAUCCCAGCUCCAUUCUUCCCUCACUCGUGAACGAGACCCCAAGAUACUUGAACUCCUCCACUUGGGGCGGGAUCUCAUUCCCGACAUGGAGAGGGCACUCCACCCUUUUCUGACUGAGUACCAUGGUCUCAGAUUUGGAGGUGCUGAUUCUCAUCGCAACUGCGUCACACUGGGCUGCGAAUCACUCCACCAAGAGUUGAAGAUCACGGCUGGAUGAAGUCAGCAGAACCACUUCUGCAAAAAGCAGUGGUCACCAAACAGGACCCCUCGACGCAUCAGCUGCGCCUAGAAAGUCUGUAUAGUGAAGUCAGAAUGACAGUAAAUAUUUUAAUGAAAAACACUUGUAGUUAGUCCAUAAAUAAAAUACAAUCAAAUAUAAAACAGUAACUAUUGCACUAACUGAUCCUGAGCCUUCUUUUGCCGUGUUACAAUGUAUUCCCAUGUCACUGUGCAAACUAGUUCAUUGCGUGACAUUUGUAACCUCAAAACCUUAUGUUGGUACAUUCGUAGACCAAGGACUGCCCUGCUCUUAACUAGCUUUCGUACUGCCAAGUAAUUUUGAAAUUUAGUGGGCCUAAUAUACCUAAUAGGUACCGUCGUAAACUGAGGAUCUCUUGUAUCUUAUCUAGCUUUCCUAUUGAAACGGCAAGUCAUUUUGUCAUUUUUUUAGAGUGGACCUAGUCUUGUUGAACACCACCAGUAUCUCUCUACAGGGAGUCCUCGAUUUAUGACUGAGUUCUGUUUGUACAGCGGUGACAACACCCAUAUUUGUACACAAGUUGGAACACAGUGUAGUCUACAAACCCACACUAAUGCAGUGGUAAAGUCAUGAUUACAGUAAACAUUUGUUUUAAAAACACUUCUAGGCCAUAAGUAUAAAACAAUCCAAUGCAAAACAGGAAAUACAGCACUAACUGAGCAUGCCUUCACGUGUAUUCCUAUGACGCUGUGCAAACUAGUUUGUUGCGCACCAUUCGGAACCUCGUAUGUCGGGACCGCCUAAAACCGAGUACCCCUGUAUCUAUCUUUCCUAAUGGAACAGUGGAUGAUUUUGACAUUUAUGUAGCAUGGACCUAGUAAAGAGUCUUGUGGAACGCCAGUAUCUAUCUAUAGGGGGUCCUCGUUUUAUGACGAAGUUCAGUUCCUAUGGUGGCAACGUAACCCUAAUUUGUACGGAAGUCUGAACACGCCUAAGUCUAUCACUAACCUAGGCUAACACGGUAAAGUUAUCUAUCUAUCUAUCCAUUCAUCCAUCCAUUCUCUUAACCGCUUACGCUCACUAGGGUCGCAGGUUUUCUGGUGCCUAUUAAAAAAUACUUAUUGGCCAUGAAUAUAAAACCAUCAAAUAAUAAACAAUAAGUACCCACUAACUUCAUAUUUACCCUGUAUUUUAUCUGUGUUUGAUUUGAUUUUGUGCUGCCUUCUUGGUCAGGUCUCUCUUGGAAAAGUGGUUUUAAAUCUCAAUGAUUUUUUUUUUUUUUUACCUGGUUAAAUAAAUUGAUUAAUUAAAUUAAUUGAUUGAUAACCGAGCUUGCCUCAAAACGUAUGUCAGUACUGUCGUAAACUGAAUAUCUCUUGUAUGUUGCGUUCCUAUUGAAAGUAUAGUACAGAGCCUUGUGGAACACCACCAGUGUCUAUCUACAGGGUGUACUCAAGUUGGAACACAGCGUAGUCUAUCCCUAACAUGUCGGGACUGUCAUAAACCGAAGACCUCCUCUAAUCGACUAUCAUGCCCAUCUCUAAUCGUAACAAAUUUGCCCUACCCCUAAUACAUCAACUAUUUGCACUUAACUUUGUUAACACGUCUAAGGCAAAAGCACUUAAAAAGCUUCAAAAUUGCUGGCUGGGAAAACAAAUCAAGACACCAUUAGGCUCCGCCCACACGGGGGAUAUCAUUAAAUGGAGACAAAUUGUGUAAAUUAGAGAUAUAGAGGUGACGCUCUUCCUGGGAGCUAAAAAGGCCCCCAGGCUAAAUUUCUGAUCGUUUUGGGUUUUGUUUUUGCACAGGGUUGCAGUUUUAUUUUGCAAUAAGACUCGACAGACGUGUUCUGAAUGGAAUAGGGCAGCAGGGCUUUUUUCAAAUUCAGUUAAGACUUUUCAAAAGCUUUACCUGUUAUUAAGUUGCUUGUUGUCCAGUGAAAACAUGCAUCUCCACAGUCUGUGAUUUUCAUUUAUCUAAACAUCAAAGUUUUUUUUUUAUUUGAUAAUUGGAAAAAAUCUAAACAUCAAAGAAAAUAUUUUUUCCCCCAAAAAUAGGAGUUAUUGAAACUUCAAAGAAUUUUUUUAUUCAAAAAUAGAAAAAUGUUUUGACUUUAAAAGUUUAUUUAUUUAUUUGAUUUUUUUUUUUUUUUUUUACAAAAAUGGACAAAGAAAGCGUUUUCCUGACGAAAUGUAAGAAGUAUCCUAACAUGCGGAGAUACAUGUUUUGUUUUGUUUUUUCAUCAUGUGGCCUUCACAGCCUGAAUCCCUCAUUUGUAAAGGGACUCUGCCUCUACCCUACUUUUUUGUCUUUUUGUACAUGACACUUGCAUUUUUCAAUCAUUGUUUUGUAUUGUUUUAUUUUACUAGGUUAAAUUAUGCCAGAUUGGGCGAGAGAAUUGUUUUCGACCAAAACGUACAUAGCCGCGGGAUGUGAUGUUAGGAUGGAAUCCGUCACGUCCUGUUUUGUUUUUUUUAUUGUUUGCCAACUCUCUAUCAGUGUCAUCUUUUAGACGCUAGUUGCAAUUCUAAAAACAGAUCAUGUCCUCUGAAGUCUCUUUCCCCCCCCCCCCCCCCCCCGGAAAAAAAAUACAUAGUAAUAAUAAUAAUAAUAAGCAUUUCUUUGAGCAUUGCAUAUGUUGUCAUCGGUUUUGGAAUGAACACUUGCCACUCCCCUUGCUGUUGGCAUGACUUUACUGGCAUCUCAGCGUUUUUACCAUCAAGAGAAAAAAGUCUCAACCCAACUCAUCUGCUUUGGUAACAAUUGCUAUAUGCUGUACAAAGCUUUUUUUACAUGAUGAUUAUUAUUAUUGUUAUUACUCCAUGGUUAAGGCUGUACAGGGUUGUGAAGAUAACUGGUAAAUAGAGCAUUUGUACUAUUUUUUUUUUGUAUUUGUUUCCUUUGGUAUUCUUUUUAUGUUCAACUUGCCAGAUAUAAAUGUAACAGGAUUUGAAAGUAAAGCUUACAUCGAAUAUUA